Molecule: messenger RNA, 2136 nt
Organism: Symbiodinium necroappetens
Lineage: Eukaryota; Dinophyceae; Suessiales; Symbiodiniaceae
Source: the annotation of a GenBank genome assembly
AUGGAGGCCCUCUCAGCAGCACCUUGCUACUCUCUAGCUUGGAAAGACUGGCGGAAUACCUCCACAGGUACAUGCGCGGGCAUUAAAUGGCUUCAUCCUCGCUCCAGCCGGGGUCCUGGGCACCCUGCACUUUGCCAGAAGGGAGUGGAAGCAAGCCGCCUAGGGCUUGGGACCUCAAUCAGAGCUUUCGUGCACUCCAAGGAUCCCUUCAGCAACACUGAUAGCCAGCCUGUGGCAGCGACAGCCCCAGAGCCAUCGCGUGGCGAGUCUCUCGGUUUCUUCGCAUCUCCCCAGGCCCGGCACGUAGGCUCCGUCGGCCGCUCCGUGAUCGGAGACGACAGCCAGGACUGGGCCAUUGUCAAAGGGGAGUGUGCCAGCGUUAACUCCCGCGUGCAAGGCAUGAUCUACGAGAGGCUGUCAAGCAUCUUGCAGCCUCGCGCUGUUCGGCUCAUUCUCGUCUGGUUGGACAGAUGCACGAACAACGUGCUCUAUCUGCCCUACGACGGCUUCGACAGCAUUCAGAUCAAGGUCUUCCUGCCUGAUGGGGCGAUCACGGCCUUCACCCUCUCUAUGGCUCUUGCCAAUGAUGCGAGCGUUCCCGCACACCCAGACCUAGUGAACCCUACCUGCAUCGGUGCCAUGGAAGACAGGGGACCUGUCUGGUAUGGCCGCUGGGGAACUUGGGGGGAUUCCGAGACCGUGUGCUUGCUGGCACCUGUGGUCGCUGUUCUGGAGGCAAGCUUCGCAGAGCCUCGCUUCGAGGAUGAAGAGCGCUGGGCGAGGCUGUUGGAGGCGGCUGGGGCUGCCCUGCAGUCCGACAUGGCCGGAACAUGCGUCCUGGCGGCCGUCCAUUGGAAGCCGGUCUGGCUGACGACACGCCAGCGGCUGCUGCAUGCCCACAUCAUCGGCAAUCUGUCUGCUUGCGAGGCGGUGCGGCGCACGCUUUGGUCUGGUAAGCGUGGGCUGCUAGAGGAUCAGGCAUGGGCAAGCUGGAGCUCGACAUUCGACACAGCGGACCUGAGCCCAGAGAAGAAGCACGGCAGGGCUCGGCUGGCUGCCCUGCGUCUUUGGGAGCGAGAGCCGAGCCCGGGCUUGGCCCUGGAGCUACCGGUUCGCUGGGUGCCCCAAGGCAUGGUUGAAGAUGCCGCCAACCCCGUGUCAGCGCUUCGCCCCGGAUGCCACUGGCAGCGGUUCUUCGAACUCUUUGGAGAGCUCUUAAUCCUCGAGCGUGUGCUUCGAGAUUCGGGGCGCAUUGUGCUCCUGGCGCUCUUCGAACGGGCCUCUGCAGCUCUCGCAAUGUACGAGACUCUGGCAGGGCGCUGCCUGUACUGGCCGUGUCAAGCACGGACUCCCACCUUCCCAGCGAUCUGCACCCUGCGGGACUACGACGUCCUUAAGGCGCAGCUGUGCCGAGGAGAGCCGGUUCAGGACGACGAGGCAGCCUACAUCCUCCGCCGGCUGGAUGGGGAGAUGGCUCUGGAGUGGCCGAACCCCGUUCCCCCAGAGGUGCUGCUUAUCACGACGAACUCGCCCGCAGUGGUCUGUGGCCGCGAUGGCCCCGUGGCACUGCGUUUGGCGCACGUGUCCAAGGCUCAUGCCGUCCUCCGCCUGUUCAGAGACACAUCUUCUGUCCCGGCUUCGUGGAAAUUGACUGUCCAAGACACAUCGAGCAACGGAACCUGGGUCAAUGGUAUCAAGCUCAAGCCGAAGACCCAGCAGGAGCUGAAACUGCAUGACCAGGUUUGCUUCGUGCCACCGGCGCCGAAUGUUCGUCAGUUGAUCUACCAGGUGAUGCCUGGCAGCGUGCUCCUGCGGCCGCCGGCCCCGGCUCUGGUUCCACUGACGACCUCGGCCCCCGGCGUAUUGCAGCCUCCACAGUCUCCAGAAAGUAUGCCCAAGAAGCGACCGAGACUCCAGGAUGACUCGCUCUCCUCUUGGUUGGUGUCUCUUGGAGAUCCAGCAGUCCUUCGAUACGAGCACCAGCUGUGCAAGAUGGUUCCUGCAGCGUCAGAGCUCCGAGACGCUUAUGCCUACAACAUCAGUGGGUUUCUGGCCGAGCUCGGCGUGCAGGAGGAGCACAAAGCCACGUUCAGGCCUCUUCGGCCGAUUUCGGCAUCUCCCUAUAUAUAUAUAUAG